AUAUCAGGUAUGAUAUUGUUAUUGACUUCUUUUAUUAACCUUUCCAUGGUUUUUAUGGUAGUGACCUUUGAAUUCUAAUGCUAUAUUGAAUUUUCGUGCGAAAAACCUGUAAAUCACCCUUGUCCCCAGUGCCUUUGCGUGGCUUGUACGAAACUGUUUUUGUAAACAUAGUUUUGUUAAUAAUUGAGUGAGAACGGAGAAGAACACAAAAAAAUUCAAUAUUAUUUUUUCUAACCUUUUAAGUUAUUUCGAUAAAGGAAAAGGUAGGUAAAUUUCGAAUCCUUUUCAAGUGCUUUUUCGAACGCACAUUUUAAAUUUACAUUGAAACUUUUAACGCGUGUUUUUAUGUUCAGGAGACUGAAAAGAGAAAAUUUCAGGAAUGGUUGGAAGUUGAAAGGACUAAACGGAAUUCCGUAAUAAUGCCCGAACAGACUUAUAAAACAAUGGUAGAUUUGAAAGAAUAGAUGUGAAAGAAUAGACAACGUUCCACGUGCUAUGAAAAGAAAAUUGCGAAGAAAAAAAUUCCAAGUGAUGAGUUAUCCUACACUUGGUUUAUCGGGUGUUUUGUGCUCUCCAUUUCCCGAUGUCAGAACAUUUUUAUAUAUAUCUAAUUUUGGAAAAACUAAAGUCACAAUUAUUUUUUUUAUAAACAUUUCUACUUUUAAGAAAUUUUGUUUCAGGCUCGGCAUGUUCAUAUGGUGUUCUCAAUUUUUGGAUAGCUUCGGUCUAGAUGUUCUUAUGAGCUUAAGUUCUUAAGCUUAAGGUUUAUAAAAUUGCCAACUCAAAUAAUUUUACGGUAUUUUAGGGCGAUUCUCCUCUGGGAAAAUAUCGUCGCGUAGCAACAGACCGACAGAUGUUUGACAUUAUCAAUAGAGUACACCGCCAAGAAGUUGGUCACCAAGGGGUUCAUAAAACGUUUCAAAAGGUAUUAGAUUCUUCGAACAAACCUCGUUUGAAAGUAAGAGUCCAAGGAAUAUGGGUGUGUCACUGAUUCUUAAUUGCUAACAAUUUUAGAUAGCACGCACCUAUGAUAACGUUACUAGAGACGCUGUUGGUGCUUAUAUAAAGCUUUGCACAAAACGGUGCUUAUGAAGCUGCUAAACUUCAUACUGCUAUUUAUCGAAGAAUAGGACCAACCAACCAAUGCUUGUCAUUUUUUUGCGCAGAAUACGAAUGUAUGAUAAAAAACUUCGUUGCGCCAUUCAUGGAACAUAUUGUGGAGUCAGCUUGCAACAGUCCGCAUUGUAGCAUGAAACAAUCGAGAGCCUGCUUCGACACAUUUCCUUCGGCAACGGUGAAAAGUUCCUUUGUCCAUGAUGUCCAAAAGUGGUUUCUUGAAGCAACAACGUCAGUUUGUGGAAAGAAAGUAAAUCAGAACAUAUCUGACGAAUUUUCUUUCGUCGACGAAAACAUAACAACAGGGUAUAGUACGCCAAUAUGUUCGUAUUCGAUGUUAAAAGUUAUUAAUUUUUUAAUUAUGUUGUUUCCAUAGGAUAAAGAACAGAUCUUGUAAUGGAAACAGAAUAUACAAGGCCCGAUUUUUUAAAAAGCUUCCUCAACUAUUAGUUGUUGAUGUUGCAGGCGAUAUUGACCCAAUAGACAUGGCUACCAUUCCCGAACAAUUACACAUUCGGUUUUCCACAAAUCAAGGAAAUAGGUAUUAUCGAGGCCAAAAAAUAUCUUAAGUUCGGUUUGGAUGUUUUUUAACUUUGAAAGAGGCCUUUUGAACAUUUAUAGAAUGAGACCUAUAUUGAUAUAUCGCUGUCUUGUCUGGUGUCAUUUUAAAUGCUCCAAAUUGGCUGUAAAACCCUUAGGGGACUGGUUUUGCGAUCUAUGUUUACAUAUUGCAAAAAAAGGUCAGUAAAGCUUCCCUGAGUUGCUACACAAAAUUGUAUAAUUAACAUGUACUAUGAGUUUUCUUUUUUUAACUUAUAUUCCAGAUUUCCAGCAGCAUCAACAACAAAGAGAAGCAGAGAAAGAAGUGGAAGACGAAGAAGAAAGGGAGAGGCAAUGGAGGAGAGAGUUUUUGCCAUUAUUAUACAAAAACGGUACCCUGGACUACCUGGUACAACAAUCGAAGCUGCCUGAAGUAAAUUCACUACUUCUGAUUAAACGUUCUGGUAGCAAGUAUCAAGCAUUUUAUAACGAAAUACUGGCGAAAAAACAUCCUCAAUUUUAUCAAAAACUGAUGCGUCAUUCGAACAUUGCAGAGCCAACUGGAGUCAUCACCAAUUACAUUCGGAUGAAGUACCCUUGCGAAUUCGAUAUAGGGAGAUUAUCGUUAAACCGCAUUCAGUUUUUGUUGGUGGAAAUUAUUGAUAGAGUAAAUAAAAAAAAGCGAUGUAAAGACCAUAAAUGAUAAUAUAUAGUAGUCUUCAUCUGUUUCUUGGUGUUUUAAGUUGUACGAAGUUGGUAUGGUUAAAAAAAUUCAAGUUAAGUAGAAGAAGUGAAGUAGGCCCAACCUCGUACACAGUUAUUUAAGUUGUACGAAGUUGGUAUGGUUAAAAAAAAAUUCAACUUAAGUAGAAGAAGUGACGUUGGCCCAAUCUCGUACACAGUUAUUUAAGUUGUACGAAGUUG
This is a messenger RNA of Hydractinia symbiolongicarpus, 2580 nucleotides long. RefSeq lists its product as uncharacterized. The transcript has 2 exons. Bases 1910 to 2359 code for a protein of 149 amino acids. The record is from RefSeq and is a predicted model, not a curated record. NCBI's taxonomy places the organism in Eukaryota, Metazoa, Cnidaria, Hydrozoa, Anthoathecata, Hydractiniidae.